UUUUAGGGGGAGAGUAGAGAAAUACAGACAUUUAUCCGUUUACUCGUGACUCACUUACAACGAACAGACUGUCUUUUAAACGUAGCCUUCAGUAUAUUUCAGCGAACUUUCAGGUAGUCAACAAGCUAACAAAGCUAGUGAGGUAUUCAACGGAGUAUCGCAGCCAUGAUGGCGUCUAGCUAUAAUGCAAAGGAGGAAGACGGGCACCAUUCUGGGGCCUCUGGACCUGGCAGCAGCACGGUGAAAAGUAGAAAACCUGAUAAUACAGCUUUCAAACAGCAGCGAUUACCUGCUUGGCAACCGAUUCUAACUGCGGGUACCGUCUUGCCAGCGUUUUUUGUUAUCGGCCUUAUCUUCAUCCCAAUUGGAAUAGGUCUAUACGUUACAUCAAACAACAUCAAGGAAUUUGAGAUCGAUUAUACGGGGAUUGACAUGUCCAGUCCAUGUUUCAACUGCUCCCAGAGUUUUAGCUGGAAUAGCUCCGUACCAUGCAAAUGCUCCUUAGCCUUCUCUCUUGACCAGCCUUUUGAGAGCAAUGUUUUCAUGUAUUACGGUCUCUCCAAUUUCUAUCAAAACCAUCGGCGCUAUGUUAAAUCCAGAGAUGACAGUCAGUUGAAUGGAGACAGCUUCUCACUGACCAAUCCAAGCAAGGAGUGCGAGCCAUAUCGCACCAGCGAGAACAAGCCUAUCGCUCCGUGUGGAGCUAUUGCAAACAGCCUGUUCAAUGAUACACUGGAGCUGUUUUACAUUGACCCCAAUGGAACAAGAACACCUAUUCCACUGAUAAAGAAAGGGAUUGCGUGGUGGACAGAUAAGCAUGUGAAAUUCAGAAAUCCUGGUGGCAAUAACUCCAACCUCACUGCCAUUUUCCAGGGAACCUCAAAGCCGGUUAACUGGCGGAAACCUGUCUAUGAGCUGGACACAGACCCAGAAAACAACGGCUUCAUUAACGAGGACUUCAUUGUGUGGAUGCGUACGGCUGCCCUGCCCACAUUCCGGAAGCUUUACCGUAUCAUCCAGAAGAAGAAUAAUAUGACACCGACGCUUCCCAGAGGCAACUACACCCUUGAAGUCACUUACAACUAUCCCGUGCGUAGUUUUGAGGGACGAAAGCGCAUGAUCCUGAGCACCAUCUCUUGGAUGGGAGGGAAGAACCCUUUCUUGGGCAUCGCCUACAUCACCGUCGGAUCUGUCUGCUUCUUCCUAGGUGUAGUCCUGCUCAUCAUCCACCACAAAUACGGAAACCGUAACAACAGCUCCGACAUUCCCAACUAAAGGGCCCUGCUUGUUCAGUGCAUGCUUUCUUCCAGACGUUGCUGUGAAGAGUGGCUACGCUUCGUGCAAGCUCUGUUAUCUGUAUGUGUGUUUCUUUCAGUGGUAUGCUUACUGUCUUUCAGAGCCGCAUUUCUGCACUUUAAAGAGUCAUACUCAAGUUUUGUACGGGUGAGUGUCUUAUGAAAGUGCUCUGACUACCCAGAAUUCUACUGUAUUUUAUUUUCGAGCUUAUAAGAAGUUCUUGUCUCUAAUUUAAGAUGUCUUUUUUUUUUAUAUUGUCUUUUAAGCUGGAUAGAGAGCUAUGACUUUCCUCUAUUGAAGUGAGCACAUUUGAAUGCUGAUGGUAUAUAGAAGAUAUUAUACAUUAUUAUAAUUUAUGUGUUCCUGUUUGAUGAAUGUACAGUUGUAUUUAUGAUAAUGAGUUCCUCUGCAAUGUAAAGAAGGCUAGGCUAAAGUGUGUAAAACAAAUGUGUGUCUAAUACUAUGAUAGUUCAUGCUUUACCAUUUCUGUCUUGUCAUGUGUAAACUCAACUGAAAAGCUGAUGGUUUAAUUUGGUUUAAGGUGUGUAUGCUCAUGUUUACAGUGAAAAACAG
Messenger RNA from Chanos chanos (milkfish), 1869 nucleotides. RefSeq names its product cell cycle control protein 50A-like. Gene Ontology annotation, biological process: phospholipid translocation. The coding region runs from base 166 to 1275 and encodes 369 amino acids. The record is from RefSeq and is a predicted model, not a curated record. NCBI's taxonomy places the organism in Eukaryota, Metazoa, Chordata, Actinopteri, Gonorynchiformes, Chanidae. The transcript has 7 exons. Gene Ontology annotation, cellular component: plasma membrane; endoplasmic reticulum; Golgi apparatus.